CUUCCCACAUCAGCUUAGAUAACAGCCUUCACACACCCACCCUCCCUCCCUGCACUUCACCACACCACCCCCAACUGAAAAAACCACCACCAUCUACCACCGCGCUACUCCGGCGAAAUGGCUGCCACCGCCGCCGCCGCCAUCGGAUCUUCUUUCUCCACUACCAUGCACACCCUCAAGCUCUCCCGGUCCAAACACUGCCCAUCCGAUGCUCUCCUCAGAAUCAUUUCAACCCCCAUAUUUAAAGUACCAUCAAUCUCUCACUCUCACGUGAUCGACCCUCCUUUGUCUCUGCCCAUCUCGCACAAGUGGAGGGCCCCCAGAAUAUCCGCUGCUGUUGCACAGGAAGAGGCGGCAGCCACGGCUCCGGUGGAGGAGGAGCAGCAGCAGGGGCAGGAGGAAGGAGAGCAAGUGUUGAGAGAAGAAGGAGCCGAGUCUCCUGUCAAUACUAAGCUCUAUUUUGGGAACUUGCCUUAUAGCUGUGACAGUGCCCAAUUGGCUGGAAUUAUUCAAAACUAUGGCAGUCCAGAACUGGUUGAGGUUCUUUAUAAUAGGGAUACUGGAAGAAGCAGAGGAUUCGCAUUUGUGACAAUGAGUAGUGUCGAAGAUUGUAAUGCAGUCAUUGAAAAUCUUGAUGGAAGUGAAUAUGGUGGUCGAACCUUGAGGGUGAAUUUUUCAGACAAGCCUAAACCUAAACUUCCAUUAUAUCCAGAAACUGAAUACAAGCUUUUUGUUGGAAAUUUAUCCUGGUCAGUCACAUCUGAAAGCCUAAACCAAGUUUUUCAAGAAUAUGGCAAUGUGAUUGGAGCAAGGGUUUUGUAUGAUGGAGAGACAGGAAGGUCCCGUGGCUACGGUUUUGUAUGCUAUUCAACGAAAGCUGAGAUGGAUACUGCCCUUGAAUCUCUUAACGGAGUGGAACUAGAAGGACGGGCAAUUCGUAUUAGUUUAGCUCAAGGAAGACGAUCAUGAGAUGGAAAGUCCAGUGUAAAUUUGAGAAGAGUUGAAGUCACUGUGAAUCACAAUGAAGAGAGAAAGAUAUUCUUUUAGCCAUCACAAAUGCAGCCACUUGAGUAACUAGGAAUUUUCUUUGGUCUCUUCUUGCGUCUAUAACUCAUUUCCACUUUCCUUUUUUCUUUUGAGUAGAACUUGUUUUUUUUAAGAAAAUUAAUCGCUUUCUUGUGAUAAUGAUGGUAAUGAGUUUAUUUAUCUUCACCAUCAAUUUGUUCUUAAACACACUUUUCCAUGACGUUUGGGUUUAUUCAAUCCCUUGGUAACAUUUUCUAGUAUA
This is a messenger RNA of Vitis vinifera (wine grape), 1288 nucleotides long. RefSeq names its product 28 kDa ribonucleoprotein, chloroplastic. Gene Ontology annotation, molecular function: mRNA binding. The coding region runs from base 118 to 969 and encodes 283 amino acids. Gene Ontology annotation, cellular component: cytosol. The transcript has 4 exons. The record is from RefSeq and is a predicted model, not a curated record. Lineage: Eukaryota; Viridiplantae; Streptophyta; Magnoliopsida; Vitales; Vitaceae.